Molecule: messenger RNA, 2154 nt
Organism: Sphaerulina musiva SO2202
Lineage: Eukaryota; Fungi; Ascomycota; Dothideomycetes; Mycosphaerellales; Mycosphaerellaceae
Product: sodium/hydrogen exchanger 8 /H(+) exchanger 8
Exons: 2
Coding region: 157-2154 (665 amino acids)
Biological process (GO): vacuolar acidification; proton transmembrane transport; sodium ion transport
Cellular component (GO): fungal-type vacuole membrane; late endosome; early endosome
Molecular function (GO): sodium:proton antiporter activity
Source: RefSeq, a predicted model, not a curated record
UUGCCAUCAACAACACCACAUUGCGCUUCGGUGUCUUCCCCGAGAUUCCACGAUUCGAUCGGGACCACUGCGCAGCCAUCCUGGCCGCGCCUCUGACACCUUUCCUCCCAAGGGGCCCGCCGCACGAGUAUGCGAUAGCACUUCCCCAUCGCCAGCAUGGGCUUCUCCCAUUAUGUCGCAAGGAGCGCUGUGCAGUUAGCUGCACGACAGACCUCCGACUCGGACGACGAUGAUGAUGCGGAGGCAGGACAGAAGGAGAUAUACUCGUCAUGGGCCCUCUUGAUCCUGAUCUUCCUUCUGAUCUUGGCCUUCUUCACCAGUUACGUCCUACGGAGCAAAAAGAUACAGGCAGUGCAUGAGACUGUCAUAUCAAUCUUCGCUGGAAUGGUGGUGGGGCUGGUGUUGCGGUUGACAAGCGUCAACAGUGUGCUGGACGUGGUCACCUUCGACUACCAGUUCUUUUUCAACCUCCUGCUUCCGCCCAUCAUCUUGGCUAGCGGUUACGAGCUGCACCAGGGCAACUUUUUCAGAAACAUCGGUAGUAUCUUGACCUUUGCAUUCGCCGGCACAUUCAUAUCUGCAAUCGUGCUGGCAUGCAUUCUGUGGCUAUGGACGAGGAUACCACUGGAAGGCUUGGAUAUCUCCUUCGUGGAAGCAAUGUCUGUCGGCGCUACUCUAUCGGCCACUGAUCCCGUCACGAUCCUGGCCAUCUUCAACACAUACAAAGUAGAUCCGAAGCUUUACACGGUCAUAUUCGGCGAGAGUAUCUUGAACGACGCUAUCGCAAUCGUGCUGUUUGAGACGGCACAAAAGUACAAAGCUGGAGCAGAAGGGGGAAUGCUCACCAUCUUGAGUCUGUUCGAGAGUAUCGGGGUCUUCUUGCUGGUCUUCUUUGGGAGUCUGGCUAUGGGUGUGGUGAUCGGUCUCGCGACCAGCUUGUUGCUGAAGCUCACUCACAUCAGACGAGACCCCAAGAUCGAGAGCUGUGUGAUCUUUCUCAUCGCAUACGCUUCGUAUUUCUUUGCCAAUGCUAUCCACAUGAGUGGAAUUGUGGCACUGCUGUUCUGCGGCAUCUGCCUCAAGCAUUACGCCUAUCACAACAUGUCCCGUCGAACCCAACUUACCACCAAAUUCACAUUCGGUCUCAUGUCGCAGCUCACCGAAAAUUUCAUCUUCAUCUACCUCGGACUGUCGCUCUUCACCGAACGCGCCCUCGAAUAUAAGCCGCUCUUCAUCCUCAUCACGCUGAUAGGAAUAUGUGUCGCAAGAUGGUGUGCAGUAUUCCCACUGUGCGCCCUCAUAAAUUGGUUUAUUCGAUAUCGGGCACGAAGGAGAGGGCAAGUAGAAGCUGCAGAAGAAAUACCCAACAACUGGAGAAUCAUGCUCUUUUGGGCAGGGCUACGAGGAGCAGUAGGCGUCGCGCUGGCUGCAGGUCUGACCGGCCAGAAUGGAUAUGCACUCCGAGCGACAGUGCUCGUGACAGUUGUAUUGACAGUCAUCAUCUUCGGCGGCACAACAGCUCGGAUGCUUGAAAUCUUGAACAUUCGAACUGGUGUUGUAGAAGAGAUUGACAGCGAUGACGAGUUCGAUAUUGAGCCAGUACCACAGGGUGGCGGUUAUGCGAGAAAGAAUGGAAAUGCAUUUGGACACACGCCCAAGUCGAGCAUUGUUGGCUACGGAAAUGGCGGCAUCGGUCUUGGAAAUGUUCAUCAUAGAAGCAGGGGCGACACGUCGAGUUAUAGUAAUGGCUCGCACGGUACUCCCCCUGAUCUCGAACGACGCAACAGCUCACGCGUGAGGAGAAAUGAACAGAACCAGGCCGAGCAAGGAUUGCUCUUUCAAGAGGAUGAAAGCACACAGUUCAGCGACGACGAUGAUUUGGAUCUGCCUCCUGAAGCUCGGAGGUCGACGCCGCAUGCUGGGAGGAGCACGAAUGAUGAUGGCUCAUAUCCAGUUUCUGGCUCGAGACCACGCGGAGCAACUAACCCGGAACGACUGACUGCGCGAGGGGCACUGAAUAGUAUCUUGAGUGCUACGACGGAAGACGCUGGAACGCUGUUUAACCGGCUCGAUGAGAAUUUCAUUAAGCCGCAUCUAUUGCUCGAUCCCAAGACGAGUAAACACGGAGGAGGAGGAGGAGGAGGAGGUGCUUAG